Messenger RNA from Bombus impatiens (common eastern bumble bee), 5159 nucleotides. Its product is annotated as protein BTG2-like. Gene Ontology annotation, biological process: negative regulation of mitotic cell cycle; negative regulation of cell population proliferation. Gene Ontology annotation, cellular component: cytoplasm; nucleus. The record is from RefSeq and is a predicted model, not a curated record. NCBI's taxonomy places the organism in Eukaryota, Metazoa, Arthropoda, Insecta, Hymenoptera, Apidae. Bases 196 to 711 code for a protein of 171 amino acids. The transcript has a single exon.
GAGCAACAACGGCCUCUCUCGAGCCGUGACCUCUCGAAUCACGGAAGGAAUAGUGCUUUCUUUUGAUCGCGUCCUCUCACGUCUCUAUCGGGCGAGAAAACAACGGAAGAAGUGGAAGAAAAGGAAGAGUGGUACUGUAUUAUCAGCAAAAUUCUAUCAUAGACCGUUCGUCCUGGGUCGCAUUGCAUACCAACCAUGAGACUGGAAAUUGUGUCAGCGGCGGAUUUUUUGGUGCAUCUACUGCGUCUUCAGACAGGUCAACUGUCUGAACGUCAGCUGGAGAUGUUCAAGUCCUCUUUGACGGAGGUUUUGCGUCAUCGUUACAGGGAUCACUGGUUCCCAGAUCGACCAAAUCGUGGUUCCGGUUACCGUUGCAUACGUAUCAACGGUAAAAUGGAUCCAGUCAUUGCACAGGCAGGUGCUAACGUCGGUUUACUGCCAACGGUAUUGCAUAGCUUGUUUCCAAGCGAGCUCACCAUGUGGAUCGAUCCAUCGGAAGUAUCCUACAGAAUCGGUGAAAACGGGUCUAUUUGCGUUUUAUACGAACGUACAGAACCUGAACCGGAAGAAUCUCAUCAGCACCAACAUCAGCAUCAACAUCAUCAACAGCAACAGCAACAACAGCAGCAGCAAUUCGAAAGUUGCAAGGAUUCGUUGUUAUUGGAGCAUUCGCAAUUUAGCGAGCAGAUCGCCGCGUUCGUUUCCAGUUGAAGCGUUUUUCUACGUAAAUUCAUCGAUGCAACAACACUAGCAUCUUGUUUCGUUUUCACUGGACGUGCAUCACGCUCUCGGAUUGAUCAAAGCACAUGGGUUUCAUGAUAUGUGAUGGCGUUCCUCCGGUCGGGUGAAUGUUUGACUCGUGCACACGAACGCGCAAUUUUACUCUGUAUAAGUCGAGUUUCGAAGGAAAUGAAGUGUGCAUUGUUCUAUCUAAAUAAGGACAACAAACGUGUAAAAAAAGUGUUUAACCGUUUUUUUUUGGCUAAAGUUGAUUUAACCGAAAAAAUUCGUCCAAUACGUAUCGUUCGACGAGCUUUUGUCGGAAUCCCAGCGAUCGUUAUCACGACCGACUCUAGUCCAACCGUACACAUACAUAUGUGUCAUCCUGAAUUUUUGUCAACCAUACGAAAGAGGAAGAGAGGAUAUUCAUGGCAAGAAGAGCACCAUCAUCGUUUGAAUAUUCGAGGAGAAUAUUGCGCGUUCGCGUAACGACGAUGUCUAACUAGACCAGUGGUCCUCAUACGUUUUGGCGUAUUUCACGAGAAGAUCCAGUUUUUCCAGCUUUUUCUGUUGAAAAUACCGACUGCUAGCGAGAUCGCGCCCGCAAAUGUGAGAAAAUAAUAUAUGGGCGAGCUCCGCUCCGAGGGUCUCUCUCAGACCGACAAAUUGAUCUCAGCUCACCUCCCGCGUACUUCCGUUUAUCUCGAAAAGAAGUUACGUCUGGAGUGGGGGAACAACGAACCAGUCUGUGGCCCUCUCUCUGUUCUCGUGAGAGGAAAAGCGAAACAAGCUUCUCUCCCCUCUCCCCCUCUCAUGGAAAGGAUUCAACAAUGUGUUUUUAUCGUCGCAAAUCUCUUUUCUUCCACGAACGUUUUUUAUCUAUCAAUCUAAUUGAUUAUUCUGAACCCUCUCGUGUUCCGAUGUUCUUGGUAUGCUUUCCCUCCGCUGAUGAAAGUCGAAGGACGAACAUCGAGGACGAAGAUGACAAAAGAAGCAAUUGGUUUUCCAGUGAAAAAUUGACGAAUAACAUGUAUACUGCAUUCUCUCUUCUAUCCGCAUGGUCAAUACGCUGGUUGAGCUUCAAGGAUUUUUUUUCUCUCUAACCUCGCACGGUCAAUGCAAAUUACCACCGAGUCACACACAUACGAGUAUACCAAACACAUACCAAGAAAAACCAAUAUAUAUAUGUUUCCGUCGCCACUUUGUCCAACAUACAGAAGAGACCUGUUACUAUAAACGAUUAUCAAUCUGUGUCAACCUUUCCAUUUUCUUCUUUGAUCUGGAGCUUCUCUUACAGCACGCGUUAACAAGCAUGCUAACGGCAAUCAUAUUUAUCAACUAUCUUCGAUGUCACUGGUAUCGUAGCAGUGGCCCAUUAUCGUUCUUGGAUCGGCCAUAGCCAUUGUUUCAUUGGUCAUCAGUAGUCGAGCAGUCUCGAACUCGAUCCACGCGUUGGCAUCGUUGACACAAUAAGAAUACAUGUUACACUUCAUACGUACAAACCUUUAACAAAAUGCGUGAGUUUUAUAUGUACAUAUAUAUAGGUAUUAUGUAUGUAGAGAGCACGUAUUGCGCAAGCCGAUGGAAACCAUAUUUGCGCGAAUACGUUGCGCCAAAUUGUAUAUUAUGUAUCUGUUUUGCGAGUAUAGAGCGAGGGGGAACGAAUGUAUAAAAGAGAGCACAAGAAACUGAGUGCGUGAUUGAAAGUGAGAAUGUGUGCCGUGUGCGUUGCGUGCAUAUUAUGUUGCGUACGUGUGUUGCCAUAUAGGAUGAUUGAGAGUAAGAAAGAAAGAAAGAAAGAAAGAAAGGAAGGAACAGUGUCGUGUACAGUGUGCGUGAAAGCAAGCAACAAACAUGAGGCAAACAUCUGUGAUUUUCUUCGAACGAAGAGAGGGCAUGUUUCGUGCAUAUAUCGAAUAAUUAUCUUUUCUGGUGUUUCGAACGUGACAGAGGAAUCGAGUCAAAUGAAGAAUAUAUGUAUGUAUAUUGAUAUGAAUAAGGAGUGAGCAAAAGUUUAUCCUUUUCAUCGCAACCUCAGUUUUUUUUGUAUUGCUCGAUCUCUUUCUCUUAUCGCUUUAGUUUUCUACUUUGCAAAAUUGGUACAAUCGAACAACCUUGUUUCAUUUAUACAUAUAUAUAUAUAUGUAUAUAUAUAUAUAUAUGCAAUAGAAGUCGUGAUGGGUAUAUUACGUGUUACACGCGCAAGUGUAUGUGUGUGUGUUUCAAUUUCAUUUACAAGAAAAUUUUGCUAACUUAAAACAUGAAAUUUUUUUUAAACUUUCGUAACUUUGUAGGAGAGUCCCAUAUAAAUAUGGGACAAUUUUUUCCUCUCCUUUUCACUUCUACUAUUAGAGCUAAUGUAUAUUUUCCUAUUCUUCUCUCACACACACUGUAUUACUCUUAUUCUAGGAAUUGUCAAUCUUCUCAAGUCCAAAAAUAUUACACAAAAAUGUUCACUUUAACAAUGUAUUUAUACUCAUUACGGCUUUCAAAAUAUGUAUACAGGAAAAUGGGGAAACAUGCCGACUUGCAAAGAUUAUUUUCUUACAGAAGAAGUAGAAAGUAACAAGAAAAAAUUGUCUGACACCUACAUUGUUCAAAGCUAGAAAGUUUUAAGAAAACGUACGAAAUUUCCUAGGUUCUCGGAGCUUUCUUGAUAACAAUUCUAUUGUUUCGAGAUAAAAUCGUUCAAUUAUACAUAUAUGUACAUACUCUCGUAUAUGUAUAUAUAUAUGUAGACACAGUGUUUCAUCAUGGGUUCUCCGAUGGCGUAUCUAGUUUAGUGGGAUUUUGAUAACUAUCAAGUAGAAUAUGAAAACGACCAUCGUCCGAUAAUAUGAUUGGAUGAUAUAUCGUUUCUUCUUUUCUUCUGUGACGGAAAUACUUGUUCGGAAUAUUCGCGUAAUAUUAACUCGCGCUAAAAAUUGAAACGUGGUGUGCAAGAAUUUGAGAGAGUGUCGUUCAUUUGUAAUGAUCAUAGUAUGAAAUCGUGAACACGUAUAGUAUGAUAGAGGACAAAAAACGAAGAGAGAAAAGAUAAGUAUGUUUGUGAAGAAUAGAGCGAAAUGGAAAGAGUAGCCUUGUCGCGUUCGGUGUCGAAUCAGAAGUGUUUGUAUGUAGCAAUUAUAUAGAAACCAUGUCUGUGAUUAUAUUAAAAAUAGAGAGACAAUAUGAGCAAUCUCUGUGUGCGAGAGCGACCUAAUUAGAAGUGCGUGUAUGCGUCUCUGAAUAAGAUCAUGAGUACACGUGCCUGUAUCGUACUAAUAUCUAAAAGUAUAUAAUAUAUAAAUAUGUUUAUAUUGAAAAGUAUGCGUGGCAAUUUUAAACGAAUUUAAUUUAUAGAUUAAUUAUGUUCGCGAUCAACCUCUGCGGAUUGUGCAUUACAUAUAUGUAUAUGAACGUUGUCUAUACGCAUUAAUUUCACUUCUUUCUGUUUGCAUGUUCUUCCAUCCACGUAAACGAGCUGCACUUUAUGUUGGAAAAGAUUCGAUCGUUCCUAUCGGUUACUUUGGUUUCUCUCCUUUAACGAGUCCUAUACGUUUACAUAUUUUGUUAAUUUGCAGUCGAUGAACACAUUAAUACGAAUUUGUGAACGUUCGAUUAAAAUUGCUAAGCAUGCUCAAAUUGUGACCGAGCGCGUAAAACUACAAGAAUAGAAAAAGAAGAGAUUCGAAUUCGCUCUUUCAUCUCGAAGAUCAGAAAUGCAAACCGAUUCUCUCUAAACGACCUAUUGGGAAAUCUGUCGAAAGUAAUGUUGGACGAAACAAGUGAAAGUGUGAGAGUCGAACGGCGACGUAGAAAAUCUCGCACACCGUCUAGUACUUACCAUAGAAUCACAUAGCGCAGUUUCAGACAACAGCUAGAAAAAGACAACAUUCCCUUUCCGUUUUAUUUGCCCUUCGCUUGUUGGAGCCAGGAAAAAACAAAAUUUUCACAAUAUCGUAUAGGGAGUACUCGUUUAAUAUAUGCCGUUGGAUUCGCCUAUGUGGAUUAUACACGUUGUAGAUUAUAUCACACGUAACAGAUGAACACAUACACGAAAUGAAUGACAUGACACGCGUAGCGAGCGAACAAGCGGAAACUCAGCGAAACAAAUUGCAAGAAUGAGAGUGAGAGAAAAGCAGAACACCGUUUCAUGAGUGAAUUGUAAUUACUAUAUAUCCAUAUACAUAUAUAUACGAAUAUAUUAUAUAUACAUAUUUAUAUGUAUAUAUAUGUGUAUAUACAUAUAUGUAUAUAUAUGUGUAUAUACAUACAUGUAUAUAUAUGUAUAUAUACACACAUACACACACAUCUUGUAACUAUACAUAGGGUCCUUCAGGAAGAAUUUGUACAAACCCGCUGGGAUAUGGCACCAGCAGUCUGUGAUUUUAGCUUGGUUAAUUCAGUAUUUUUUUAAAUAAAGCGAGACAAAAUCAAGAUAAAUGAUAAAAAAAAAA